Messenger RNA from Chiroxiphia lanceolata (lance-tailed manakin), 6452 nucleotides. It is a transcript of the gene ACP2, whose product is annotated as acid phosphatase 2, lysosomal. Lineage: Eukaryota; Metazoa; Chordata; Aves; Passeriformes; Pipridae. Bases 29 to 1192 code for a protein of 387 amino acids. Gene Ontology annotation, biological process: lysosome organization; dephosphorylation. Gene Ontology annotation, cellular component: lysosome. Gene Ontology annotation, molecular function: acid phosphatase activity. The transcript has 11 exons. The record is from RefSeq and is a predicted model, not a curated record.
GCUGGGUUCCGGGCGGUGUGCGAGCGCCAUGGCGGCCGCGCGGGGCGGCGCUGUCCUGCUGCUCUUGGCGCUGUGCCUGCGGCCGCCGCCCGCCCGCGCCCGCAGCCUCCGCUUCGUGACGCUGGUGUACCGGCACGGAGACCGCUCGCCCAUCAAGGCCUUCCCGCGGGACCCGUUCCAGGAGAGCGCCUGGCCCCAGGGAUUCGGGCAGCUCACGCAGGUGGGGAUGCGGCAGCAGUGGGAGUUGGGCCAGGCCCUGCGGCGGCGCUACCGCGGCUUCCUCAGCGACACGUACCGGCGGCAGGAGAUCUUCAUCCGCAGCACAGACUAUGAUCGGACGCUGAUGAGUGCAGAGGCCAAUCUGGCAGGCCUCUAUCCCCCAGAGGGACAACAGAUGUUCAACCCUAACAUCUCCUGGCAGCCUAUCCCUGUGCACACAGUGCCCGAGUCUGAGGAAAGGCUACUGAAGUUCCCUUUGACCCCCUGUCCACGGUAUGAACAGCUACAGACUGAAACACGGCAUUCAGCAGAAUACAUAAAUAAGACCAAAGAGAAUUGGCAAUUCCUGAAGAUGGUGGCAAAUGAAACUGGGAUCCGGGAUAUCUCGCUCGAGAGUGUAUGGAGUGUGUAUGACACACUGUUCUGUGAACAAGCCCACAAAAUGGAUUUGCCUGUAUGGGUGACACCAGAUGUCAUGAUGCAGUUGAAGCAACUAAAAGACUUUGGUUUUGAAUUUCUGUUUGGGAUCCACAAUCGGGAAGAAAAAGCUCGUCUGCAAGGCGGGGUCCUGCUGGAUCACAUAAGGAGAAACUUAACCAAAGCAGCAAAUGUUUCUGCCCAUCAGAACCUGAAACUACUUGCCUAUUCAGCACAUGACAGCACACUUGUGGCACUGCAGAUGGCUCUAGAUGUCUACAACAAGAUCCAAGCACCAUACGCCUCAUGUCAUUUAUUUGAACUGUACCAAGAGGAUGAUGGUAACUUCUCCGUGGAGAUGUUUUACCGGAAUGAGAGUGGGAAGGAACCUUUCCCUCUGACAAUCCCUGGCUGUGAGCAUAAAUGCCCACUGCAAAGAUUCUUGCAACUCACAGAUCCUGUUGUUCCCCAGGACUGGGAGCAAGAAUGCAAGGUAGCCAGCAGCAUCCAUGACACAGCCUGUCUGCUGAGGAAACUUGGAAACCCUACGCAAUGACAGAGAAGAAGACCAGUACCUGGGAUUCCCCAAACUCUUUGAUACUCAAGUGCACUCCAUCUGCUGCUCAAAGAAAAACUACUUAAGGUCUUACUGUAAAUACUAGAUUUCAAGAAGCCAAUGAAGAUUAAAAAAAGGCCCACCCAUAGAGCCUGCCUGUCCUCACAGCAGUGGAAGGAGGAUGGCAUGCCCUUUCAAAUCCAGGCAUCAUCACUGUGACAGGCAUCCCACUGGGAUCCUUGUGUCCCAGGACCCAGUUUAUCUCUCCUUGCUCACCUGGCCAGUCAUCCCAGCACUACCUGGGUUCACUUUCUGCGCUAUUACAAGGUUGCAGGUGAACAGCCAAUUUGGAAAACAACCGUAAAAGCUGCCACCCGGAAAGAAUCAAGUGGGGAAAAGUAAUGCAGAAGCUAAUCCAAAUUCUCUCACUUACCUUUAAGCACUGAAUGGAAGUAACUAAUUGGAGAGUUGAGGCUUCCUCAUGAGUCCACAGAAAAAGCAACAGUCUGAGAAGGUAAUUCUUAGAGCUGCCUCUAACAAUUCAUCUCCCCUUUUCACUCAUUACUAAAGGAGCCCAGACUCUUAAUUUUGGUAUUUUGGAUAAGCACCAAAAGCUAGGUGGAAUGAAUUGGUGUGAUCCUUAUGGCAUGCACUGCUUGAAGUCAGUGGCAUUAGUGGAGAAGCACGGAGAGAACUAUGAAUUGUCAUGUAAAAACCAUCUGACAACAAGCAGCACUGCUAGCAGGUGAAGAGGUUAGAAGGUCUGUAGAGCACUGAGUUUUGGGAAGUUUUAAGAACAGACAGCUGAGGAAAGCCACUGGCACCCUCACUCUCUCAUGUACAACAGGAAGUAAGCAGAAUCAAAGAGUCCCUCCCCUUCGGUGAAGAAAAGCUCUCUCCUACCCACUACCCCAUUUCAGGGAAAAAUAAAAAGAAUGAGCCUCCCUGAAAUUCAGAGGAUAAAGACAUGUAUGUGGGGAAGAGGAAGCCCAGCUCUCACAUAUUCAAGACAAACAUCUCUCUCUCUCUCUCUCUCUUUCUCUCUCUCGCUCUCUCUCUCUCUCUCUCUCUCCCUGUAGUGCUCCUGCCAGCAGGACACAGAGGCCCAAAGCAUUACUGUGUUCUUACUCCCAGUCCUCGGUGCUGGUGAAGACCCGGACAGUAUUGCCAUUAAAAUCCUGCAGGGUGGUAGUGCCGGCAACUGAUGAAGUGUACAGCUGACUAGGGUUAAAAGGGUUAAACUUCAUUCCUGUGAUGGCCCCUCCAGCUCCCAUCUACAAGGAAGGGGAUGAACAAAAGAAAAAUCCACUGAGUGAUGGGGAAGGAGAAAAGUGUGUUCUGUAAGUCUGCAUUCACUGCUAUGUCUAUAACAACAACAGUGAAACACACCACAGUCCUCUAAACAGGCAAAGAUAACCAUGUCUCCCACAUGACGGCUGUCUAGACAGCAGCCCUCCUAGAGGACAAAUAUGCAACUCCUUCAGUCCCCAGGCAAGGUAUUCCUUGCUGGCUUGCACUUCACUGUUUACAAAAAGAGAAAUAUUACUCUGGAAUUACUGGAGGAUAGAUCUCUCAAUGUAUAUUUAUGUUAAUUUAGAAAGGCAAUAAAAGUUAAAAAGUCUUUGAGCCCCUGUUGGAAUGGAAAUGGCUGAAAAAAGCAACAAGGGGGUAUGCCAGCUGUAUAAACCAUUCACUCUACCUUAGUUUCUCCCUUUAGAUAAAGGCACUUUGUCUCUCCCCACUCAAAGAUGUUUCUUCAUCUAAUACAAUAAAAGGUGAGAAAGAUCAAGACCUAAGGCAGACUGACCCUCUCUGCCUAGUCGUUUCUGGCAUCCCUUUAAGACAACUGUUUUACCAGUUGCUGUAUUAUUUUUCCACUGAGCACACACCAAGUAUUGCUUCAUUAUGAACUUAAUCACCACGCCUCAGUUCUCCCCAGUGCUAGAAGAGUCUGGGACUUAGGAACAGAUAUGCUGUUGCAUCUCAGUCCUGCCCUGUAACAGACUACUCUAAACCCAAGACCCUUAUGUGCUUCUCACAACAGACCUUAGUUUUUAUCUGCAGUAUUUUGUGGUAUUCCAGUUUUCCCUCCCACCCAUUCCACACACACACAGGCUUACCCCCUUUAUGAAGCACGUUUUAGUAAGUACUUCAUAGUCCCAAAGGAUGAUGUCUCCACCUUUGGAACCGACAGCUACUGUACUGGGGUGUGUUGGAUGCCAUUCCAAGCAUGUCACUCUCCUGUCAAAGGGACUUGCUGUUCGAAAGAGGCGAUAUGAGGCAAGAGAACGCAGAAAAGGCAACUGCAGACACUGUUAAAAAGGUAAAGAGAAUUAUGACUUUUGCAGGCAUCCCUGAGAUUCUCUGAAUGACAAGUGCUAACAAUUUCUAAUUGUCAUUAGUGUUAGUACGUUCACACAAAAUUCUAAACAUCUCUGUAAAAUGAAGAGGAUGAAUGCUGAACCCGAGGGGAACAGCCUGUGACCACACAAAUCCACAUCAGCCACAGCACUUAGAAAGCAACAGAGAACUGAGAGAUACCAUAUUUUAAAUGAUGUACAGGGUUAGGAGACUGUGGGCUGAGCUAAAAUGCGGAGUAAUUAACAAGGGAGAAGAACAUGCCUCCACACCAGGAAAAGGCACUUAUGAUUAUCUAUGUCUUUACUGAGCAUCUCAAAAUGUUACAUGUCAUCCAGAGAUACAAUAUUAUGGUCCUCCAUCCAAUUUGUCUGCAGCUCAACUACACAGCAUAGGGGUGAACAGAACACUUGAAAUAGGGAAUGAGAAACCAUGACAUAUUGCAUUGUUGUUCAGUUGAAAAACAGGUACUGCUUCGAUGAGCUUGGCAAUUUAUCAUUUGGACACUUAAAAUACAUAAAUCAUCAGGAAGAUAAAGCUAGCCCAAGUGCCUCCCACCUACAGAUGUUACAGAAAGAGUUAAUUUUCAAAUGAAAGGUGUACGGCUCUGGAAAACAGUAAAACAUUAUGGACUUGAUGGACUACAUCUGUGAAGAGGUAAAAAUCAACACUAAACCUGACAAGAUUAGCAAAGCAGAGUGGAUACAAGAAUAGUAUGACAAAACAGUCAGAGCAGCACGCAAAUGUACCACUGUGCAAUUACUCAGCUGGUAAACUGGGCAAGUUUAAACAUGAUUCAAGGAAGCACUGAAUUAACAGAGGAUAAAAUGUAGAUGACAGGGCUGGGUCAACCAGAAGGGAAAGCCAUCUCAUCUCUUGCAUUUUACACAACUAAGAAACAUAAGAGUGCAUCAGACUUGGAGCCACAAACUGUAUAGGAGGAGAACUUUAAGCCCCUUUAAGUUUUCCUGCUUGUGUUGAAGGUUUUUUUAUGUAGGGAGUUAUGUCCAACAGGUCAUGAAGGAGACACUCCUCACCUGCCUGAGUGGUGCCCGAAUGGAGCCUCCCAGCAUGUUCUGGUAGACAUAAUGAACAAUGCUGCGCUGCUGCUCCAGCUGAUGGGAAAGGACUCUCUUGUUUCUCACAACAGACCCACCUCCGCUCCAACCUGCCAGAUUGGAAAAGAGUAAAACUUGGUGAUAGGCAACUCAUUCACUUAACAGUAUGGGAAGACAUCUGCAUUUGCUGCUAUAUCCAUGAAAAGCUUCAGCCACAGGAUAAAAGCCUCUAAAUAGUUCUUAUAUUUCUUAAGGUACAGCAGCUUCUGCAACUAUGGAGUCCAGUGGUUCCCAUAGACUGCCAGAGCUUUGUGUAUGCUUCCUCUUGUUAAACCUUCCUUCUCUUUGCCAUCAAGGACAACAGGAGAGCACUAAAGCAAUACUACAGGUGGGUGGUGCAUCUCUUGGACAGUGUACAAUUUGAAUGGUUCAAGACAAAGCAAAAUGCUGCUACCCAAAACCCCAGCAACUUGUAAAUAUGCCAUGGGAGGUGGUAAGCCCCUGCAUCCAGCAAAAGAAAGGUCAGACGUGUGACCAGCAGAAACACCUGAAAAUUCCCCAAGCAUAGCACUGCGAGUUCCCACCCAGUUCCUGAAAUGCCUGCUUGUGAAUCAGAAUUUUCGAUCUGCCUGUGCUGGAGCCUGUACAGCCUGCCCACAGCACUGCGACUUUUGUUUUUGAUAAUAGACUUGCUGACGCCACAUCGCCUGAAAACAUUUCUGUUCAAAGUGAUUUUUGCUGAGAGUACAGCUUGUUUCUACAUUUUGUUCAUGUUCCAAGUUUUUAUCUUCAGGGACUUCUACGUAAAAACUAGAUCUGUUCAGUCCCAUGUCUGUGAUCUACUCAUCCCCACAGCGAUGGUCUGUAACACCCCGGGGGAUCCAGAAGUCAAAUGCAUUUCUUAAGAAACAUAAAUGCAAUUUUCAUUUAAGGAUAUUUAUUAAAAAGAAAAAAACAUAAGACUGAAAACACAUGGAUCAUUCUAUAUGAUCAGAACCUAAAUGAAAUCUUUCUUUAAUGCAGUGGUGGAGCCCAGAAAUGCACAGGUGUGAAACUGAACUUCUCUGUUCACAUGCCAACAUAGUGCCAACAUUUGUCACACCUGCUGAAAUACGUAUAAAAGUAUUUAUAUUCUAAUUUAUGUUUUUCACAGAAGAAUUAGUAUCCACAGUUCCUUCUUCAGAGAUGACAGAAAUUCAGGUAUUUUUUCCAAAUUCCGUUCUACAAUGAAGGAUAAUUUGUUAAGAAAUAAACUUCAGACCUUUUUAGAAUCUGCUGGAAGAAAUCCUUCAAAAAGGCUGUUCUAAUUGCAAGAAACAAAAGCUGUCCUGUAUGGCUCAGGAGAAAAAAAUGGUUUUUUCAAACACAUAAAAAUUGGAACACAGAAUUGAAAAGUUCAAAUACAAAGGUCUUCAUCUUUUUAAAAAAGGGUUAAGGGAAAAAUAUGACUGGUCUCAUUUUUCUGAAGUACUAGCUACAUCCAAUUACCUCUGAAUCUUACAGGAAUGGCAGAUGCUUACCAAAUCUGAAAAUCAGGCCAUGAAUUUACAAUAAAAUCAUGUAGCUAAAUUAACUACAUAAGAUGCUUUAACUAUCCACAAUUACAUACAGAACUCCUUUCAAAGAGUAUUUUGUCUCCACUGUUCACACUACUAACUGCUCCAAAUUUGGACCUACAGACCACACAAUGGAAAUGUUUAAAAUUGUAAAACCCCUGUAUCUUUGACUGUUGAAAUGCACUUCAGUAUUUUCUGGUUCCUUAAAGCCAAAAUUGUACAGAAAGUGUGUAGUAUCUCCACACAAGGCAGUAGCCCCAGUGAUCUUCUAAACCAUUGAUGGAAUUA